Corythoichthys intestinalis (scribbled pipefish) is the source of this 3023-nucleotide messenger RNA. RefSeq names its product protein NATD1 (gene natd1). The transcript has 3 exons. Lineage: Eukaryota; Metazoa; Chordata; Actinopteri; Syngnathiformes; Syngnathidae. The coding region runs from base 112 to 447 and encodes 111 amino acids. The record is from RefSeq and is a predicted model, not a curated record.
CAUGAAGUGUUUUGCUUCGGAUGUACUCUGAAGCCAUUUCUGCUCGGAACCGCUGUGCAGGCUUGUUCACAUCACAUCAUCGUCAUCUUUUGUUUUUUUAAGCUUACAAUUAUGGCUCACACCGCACAAGCAAACGUCUUCGACGCCAACAACCCUCAAAUCCAGGUGGAACACGACAAAAAGCGUCGACAAUUUGUCAUAAGACUAAACGGGUCUCACGAUCGCGCAGUACUUCUGUAUGAAUACGUUGGGAAGAAGACAGUGGACUUGCAACAUACUGAAGUUCCAGAUGCUUACCGAGGGCGGGGAAUUGCCAAACAUCUGGCCAAGGCGGCCAUGGACUUUGUGGUGGAGGAGGACCUGAAAGCUCACUUGACCUGUUGGUACAUUCAGAAAUACGUCAAAGAGAAUCCACAACCUCAUUACUUUGAACAUAUUUAUCAAUGACCUCACACGGUGCCAAAGUCAGGAGAAAGACUCUCAGAAGUGAGGUAUGCUUUGGAUUUAAAGGCUUAUAUUCAACAAAGGACCUUCCAGGCAUUGUUAGAAGGAGCCAGCUAAUCUCUUUGCAAGAAACUUUCAUGCUGGCUUGACUUUGUCAAAUCUGUCUGCAGCAAGGUGACGUUCAUUCAGCAGAAAUGGGACCCCAGUCAGCUGACUAGAUUCCAGUGUCUUUGUCAAAUGGAAAAACCUUUGGGUGGAAAUUCUUCACCUGUGCGUGAUAAAUGACAUGGGAGACACGUUUUAUUUCCUCACAGGUAGCAGGAAGAGCUCAUAAGGUCUUUGCACCUUUGUCGUCACGGUGGUUGGACUGAAUUCAUUUUUUCAAUGUUUGUUUUCAUUUGACUCCCCCAUGUCAACGCGGUCGGGACACAGCUUUUUUCACUAAGGUUGUAAAUCAAUACCAUUUUUGGCUGCGAUACAGAUUCCAAUACCUGGCUAUGUUAUAUCGGCUAAUGGCGAUACUGUACCGAUAGCACAUUUUUGUUGAAAAAUAUAUAUGUUUUGGGGGUUUGGAAACUGAAUCUUGAAGAGUACAUAUUUCUAAGUACUCCCUGAUACCGAUGACGUCAUUUUAGUGCGAUAUCGAUACUGAUACCAGUAUCUGUGCAACACUAGUAAAAAAUAAAAAAUGGCAGCAGACAAAAUAGUUAAGGCAAGACAACUUUUGACUAAAAGAUACACAAAUCUAUGCUAAAUGCAUUUAAGCUUCAGAAUAAUAUACAAUGUACACUAAUGAGAUAGUUGUGCGUCACUAAAGUUUCUCAAAUCCAAGUCCAAACGCAGUAUUUAGUGUUUUUGUCAGAACGGAAAUUCAGUUGAAAAUAUGUGGGUAUUUACCCAAUCCUUUUUUUUUUUUUCCUGACAGAUGGAAGUGCACUAGUCUUCCCAGAAAUAUAACCACUUUGUCAUACAUAGACUUGUUAAAGCUAAAGCUUGAUUUUUGUUAUUUUUUUAACACCUCGAUGCCUUAAUUUACAUUUAACUUAUUCACUACCAAAGAAACAAACCUUAUUUUUUAUGGAGAAAGAUGGGGAUCUAAUCUUUCUUUUUGUAAAUUCUGUGUUCAUGUAGCCAUAGAACUCGAUAUUCUGUGGCGCUUGAAAGAAGGGGAUGUCUCAUGACAAAUGGCUGAGAGUGAAUGAGUCAACAAAUAUAUGUAUGUGUAUAUAUAUAUAUAUAUAUAUAUAUAUAUAUAUAACAUUGAAGGAAUACCUAAGUGCAUAAAAAAUAUUAAAUGUAGAAAAUUAAAUUUAAAAAUUGCAGCAAAAAAAAAAUGGAACUCCAAAAAUAAAUCAUAAAGAGAUUACUUUUUUAGAUUUAAAAUUUAAACAAUAAAUACAAAAUUAUGUAAUCAUUCGGGAGGGGGGGGUCUUCUAAAAUAAAUAAUGGAGAAAUUCAUGAAGAAAUUCCUCUUAUUUAAUGCAUUUUUAUAUUAAUUAAAAUUUCUAUUUUUAUUUUUUUUUAUUUUGAUUUUUUUAGGAUUUUCCCAUUUUUAAUUGUAUUUUAAAUUUAAAUCUCUACAUAUUUGUAUUGUUUUGUUUAUGUACUUAGUUAUUUCCCUAAUGCUUUUUGAUAUAUGUUAAAUGUAAAUUCAGGCAUCAAUAUAAAAAAAAGUUCUGGAUAAACCCACACAACAACCCCCCCCCCCUCAUUAUUUAUGACACUCAUCUGAUGUAUAGCCUGUCACUGUGAAAUGUGCAAAUAGACAAACCAGCAUUUUAAUAACAGCACAGCUGCAUUCAGGGCAUUUCUAUUCAAGUUCAGCCACAUCCUUUGUUGAUUCUAGAGCUUGAAACUGGUUGGUUGAACUUGACUCACUACGUUCCUAUUGUUUUGUCAUUUUAUUUCUUCUGCACCGCAAAGAAUCACACUUGUGGAUUUCAUAAUGAUAUCAUUGUGCUUAUAAAAUGCCCUUAAAACUUUUCACUGUGGUUUGGCUCCCUUUGCUGUUGACAAUCUAGGUGUUGAGGAGAAACAAACCUCAGGAAAUUCCUUACGCUCGGUAGAAUUACAUUUACAUACAGGGCUGGCUGAAUGCUUAUAUAGAGAAAUCUAGUUUAGGUGACAGUCACUCAUCGAUAGGCAAUAUUUCAUUUCUUGUUUAAAUGUUGGUGUGCAUUUUCUUAAGAGCAGAAUGACUUAACUUUUCAAACCUUCAUGUGACUGUGUGGAAAAAUGUGUUUUGUGUUUGACAUUUCUUGUUUGAAAAAAAGUAAUAAAAUACACGGCCGUUAAUAAUGCAAUUGUAUUUAUUUGUGAGAUUGAACAAUGUAAUAUGCACAUGUUAUGGAAUAUUUACAAUGCAUUUAUUAUACUGAUUAAUUACUAACGUUAGAAGAAAGCAAGAAGCAUGCUUCGAAGACUUUUUUUCUUUGCUUUUCACUGGGAGCACUAGAAAUUUUAGGGUCGCAAAAUGUAAUUGAUCCGUGGAAUAGAUAUUUACAUUUUUACACAUUUCAACUAUAUUAAUGACACAUACUCAGCUCAUUUGUACAUUAUCAAAACGACUGGAGCAGAAG